AUGUAAACAAAAUCUAAUUCAGAAUAAUCCACUUUAAAUAAACAUAGAUAUCGCUAAAUUUCUGAACUCUUGCUAAAUCAUAUUAGUAUUUAUACUUUAUAUAUAUAUCUAGAACUCAAUCAUAAAAAUAUCUUAAAGCAAAAUUCAAACUUUAGAAUAUUACUAAAUAAGAGAACUCAGAAUAGUUUACAAAACUUAAAGAAAGAUUUUGAAGCUAAAUAGUUGACUCUCUAAUAUUUUUCAAGUUUUCAAUUAAUUUCAGAUAUAUUAACAUCUAAAAUCAAUGUAGAAUGUUUAGCAGAUAUUCAAAAAUUAUGUAAUUAUCUUUCAAAUUGA
Messenger RNA from Paramecium pentaurelia, 336 nucleotides. The record is from the annotation of a GenBank genome assembly. NCBI's taxonomy places the organism in Eukaryota, Ciliophora, Oligohymenophorea, Peniculida, Parameciidae.